AUGCUCAUGAUUUUACUUGGCUACAUUGUGAAAGCCCGCAAUAAAAAUGAAACUACUGGAACAAACACGAUGAUGAUUACUUAUGAUUUCGAUACAAAGCUUGAAAUUUUGAGAGGAGACAGUCUUGCUAUCUAUCAGACGACCUUUGCAGGGGCGGUACACUACGGUAUCUUUUGUACGAAUACCGUCAUAUCGAAAGGCACAAGGUUUGGCCCGUUUAAAGGACGUAUUGUCAACACUAGCGAAAUCAAGACUCAUGAUGAUAACUCUUUUAUGUGGGAGGUUUUCCAAGAUGGAAAACUAAGUCAUUUUAUUGACGGAAGAGGAACGUCCGGGAACUGGAUGACGUAUGUGAAUUGUGCCAGAUAUGCACAGGAACAAAAUCUCAUCGCCAUUCAGGUCGACAGAGAAAUUUAUUAUGAAGCUUGCAAAGAUAUUCCUCAAGGUACAGAACUGUUAGUCUGGUAUGGUGACUGCUAUCUACAGUUUAUGGGUGUUCCAGUUGCACUGAAAGAAAUGGCCGAUGGCGGAGCCCAAGAAGAAGCAGAUUCCAGUGAAGGAUAUCAGUGUGACCGAUGCGGAAAGGUGUUUGCCUACAAAUAUUAUCGAGACAAACAUCUUAAAUACACGCGAUGUGUUGACCAAGGCGAUAGAAAAUACCCCUGUCACUUGUGUACAAGGUCGUUUGAGAAAAGAGACCGCUUACGUAUCCACAUACUACACGUCCAUGAGAAACACCGACCUCACAAAUGCAUUGUCUGCGGCAAAAGCUUCAGUCAGUCGUCAAGCCUGAAUAAACAUAUGCGGCAAUUUCCUGAAGUCCUCUGA
This is a messenger RNA of Octopus bimaculoides (California two-spot octopus), 828 nucleotides long. RefSeq names its product PR domain zinc finger protein 14-like. Gene Ontology annotation, molecular function: protein binding; RNA polymerase II transcription regulatory region sequence-specific DNA binding. Gene Ontology annotation, biological process: regulation of transcription by RNA polymerase II. The record is from RefSeq and is a predicted model, not a curated record. Gene Ontology annotation, cellular component: nucleus. Lineage: Eukaryota; Metazoa; Mollusca; Cephalopoda; Octopoda; Octopodidae.